AUGUCAUCCUUCAUCGUCAAGCUCUGGGAAGACAUCUUCACCCCAGGCCCAACACCCACCAUCCUCAAGGCAGCCAACGCCUCCUUCGCCGCUCUCCAGUUCGUCCUCUUCUGCCUUCUGCUGGCCACAUACAACAUCCACUGCGUCAUCCUGUCCAUCCUUUGCGGCGGUCUGUGGUGGAGCGUGAAUUGGUUCGCUGCCGAGCUGGCUAUCGCGCAGCGUGAGCAGCGUGAAAAAGAAGAGAAGGAAAAGCAACUGAACAAGGAAGCACUGGGAAAUGGCGACAACGACGAUAGCGAAACAGAGGUCGAGACACCGGCUCCGAAUAAGGCGCCUCCCGUAGUCUCCGAUGCUGCUGCAACUUCCCAAGUAGUCGCCGCCGCCGCUGGACUCGAGCCCCUCGAGUCAAAGGGUGAGGUGAAGCAGCGUGGUGGUACAACAGGGACGCAAUCGAGCGUUAGCACUGAGGAUGAGUGGGAGAAGGUUUCGGAGGCCGAGAACGAGAAGGACAAAUAA
Molecule: messenger RNA, 516 nt
Organism: Fusarium coffeatum
Lineage: Eukaryota; Fungi; Ascomycota; Sordariomycetes; Hypocreales; Nectriaceae
Exons: 1
Coding region: 1-516 (171 amino acids)
Biological process (GO): vacuolar proton-transporting V-type ATPase complex assembly
Cellular component (GO): endoplasmic reticulum membrane
Source: RefSeq, a predicted model, not a curated record